Molecule: messenger RNA, 2940 nt
Organism: Clarias gariepinus (North African catfish)
Lineage: Eukaryota; Metazoa; Chordata; Actinopteri; Siluriformes; Clariidae
Gene: cfap58
Product: cilia and flagella associated protein 58
Exons: 17
Cellular component (GO): cytoskeleton
Source: RefSeq, a predicted model, not a curated record
AUGUUGUAGGAGAAAGCCGAGAAGCCGUCGAUGGAAGAAAGAUCCUUUGAUGCACUGGAGAAGGAGUUCCAGGAUGUCCUGAAUGAACUGGUGGGAGAGAAGAGUCUUGAGAAAUUCACUGUGGAAUAUGAAAAGCUCCUCACAUCCCUGAAAAAAUCACAUGAGAACGAGAAGAGGCUGAUGACAAAAUGCCGAGAGCUGAAAGCAGAGAUAAGCAGCAAUUCUGUCAAAGUGGAAGCGGCCCUGAAGCUCUCACACGAAGACCAAACCACCAUUAUGUCACUUAAAAAGGAAAUCGAUAAGGCUUGGGAAAUGCUGGAUGCGGCUCAUGAGAAGGAGAAGAGGGCUAAAGAAACUAUUAAAACUCUACAGCAGGAAAUCGACAGUCUUACUGCACUUGUUGAGCAAGGAGCUGUUUUAUCCACAGCUGAAGCGCAGAGCGUGGGCGAUCUAUUGAAAAUCAAGGAGCGGUUGACGGUUGAGAGAGACGAGCUGCUCUCAGAGCUGGUGACUCUCCGAGACAAUUUUGAAAAGGCCACGACCAAGCAGAACGAGGCAGAGGAGGCGAACAUGAAGGCCCAGGAAACCAUCUUACAGCUGCAGCAGGACAUCCAGGUCCGUCAGAACGAGUGCUCGAGGGAGACCCGCCAGAAAGAGAAGCUGGAGAAGGAGCUGAAACAGCUUCGUGCAGAUGUUGAAGUCCAGCAGCUGGAAAUGAAAAGUUUAAAUGCACAAUGCCAGCGUGGGAGUGAUGAACAGCAGAGGAUGGAGCAGCAGCUUCAUGAGCAAAAGAUUCUGAACGAGAGAGUCUCUAAGGAGCUGGAGCAGCUGCAAGUACGCAACACUAAACUCCAGCACGAGAAUGAACAGAAUUCGCUCGGCUUGGAGCAGCUUACCUACGAAAAUAACCAACGAGCCUCUGAACUGAAGAUGGAGAGAGAGGAGGUGAGUCAGAUGAAGCAGGAGAUUGCUAAGCUUACUAAGAUAAGGGAGGCCACUCAGAAGAAGCUUCGCCUGAUGGAGGAGCAGAAGCUGGAGGUGGAACAGCAGAGAGAAACCCUGAAGAACCAGAUCACAGGCUUAGAGAAAGAAAUGGAGAUGGCACAGAAAAAGACAGAAAGUGACAAGAAGAAAAUAGACGAAUUGAUCCGGGAGAAAGACAUGCUGAGUAAGAAUAUGAUUAAGGCAGCCAACGCCACUGAGAAGCAGUUAAACUUGGUCAAGCUGCAUGAGCAGACGAAGAAGACGCUGGAUCAGGAAAUUCUCAACUAUCGAGACGAGGCACAGAAGCAGCGCAAGAUCAUUUUUCAGCUGGAAAAAGAGCGAGAUCGCUACAUCAACGAAGCCAGUGACCUCACUCAGAAGGUUUUAUCGCAUAUGGAGGAACUGAAGGUGCGAGAGAUGGAGAUCUUUGAAUACAAGAAGAAGAUCGCAGAGGCAGAGACAAAGCUUAAGCAGCAACAGAAUCUUUACGAGGCAGUCAGGGCUGAACGCAACAAUUACAGCAAGAAUCUGCUUGAUACUCAGCAUGACAUCACAGAUAUGAAGCGCAAGAUGAAGUCCAUGAGCCAAGAGACCGGUCAGCUCACAGAAGAGAUCAAGAGCAAGGAGGCAGCACUGGUCAAAGAGCAUCUCGAGUUCCAGCGCAUAGAGAAAGAAAAGGAAGGUCUUAAGGCUGAGCUUCAGAAGAUGAAGCAGCAGGCACAAGAGACCAAGCAGUACAUAGAAAACCAGGAGUUAGAGGAGCAGAAGUUACUGAAAAUCAUAGCAGAUGCUGAUGCCGAGAAAGUGCGUCAGAAGAAAGAACUGGACCAGGUAAUUAGCGAGCGGGACAUUCUCGGGACUCAGCUGGUGCGGCGGAAUGACGAACUGGCACUGCUUUAUGAGAAGAUCAAAAUCCAGCAGUCCAUCCUGAACAAGGGCGAGAUCCAGUACAACCAGAGGGUGGAGGACAUCCGCUUACUUAAGCUGGAGAUCAGAAGACUGCGGAGGGAAAAGACAGUCCUCAACAAGACUGUGUCCAAUGUAGAAGACCUCAGGCGGGAGGUGUACCACAUGCAAAGGGAGCUGAUUAAGGAGCGUGCAAGAUGUCAAAGCUUGCAAGAAGAACUUGAAAGUCCCAUGAACGUUCAUCGUUGGAGAAGACUUGAGGCAAGUGACCCGAGCACCUUCGAGCUGAUCCAGAAGAUUCACUCUCUUCAGCGACGCCUGAUAACCAAAACCGAGGAGGUAGUGGAGAAAGAGCUUCUGCUGCAGGAAAAGGAGAAGCUGUAUGUGGAACUGAAGCAUAUAUUAGCUCGUCAGCCUGGUCCAGAGGCAGCCGAACAACUUCAGAUCUACCAGCAAACACUGAAGGAAAAGACCAAACAGCUCAAGGCGCUGUCGUCAGAACUCAACAUGUGCGAGUCUCAGGCACAGGAGUACAAGUACGAGAUUGAGAGAUUGGCUGGUGAGCUACAGAACGUGAAAAAGAAAUAUUUCAUGCAGAAACGCAAGGAGCAGGCAUGCAGAGAAAAGGAAAGGGGUUUGGCACAGACUGGGCAACCCCUGAUUGUGCCUCAGCGCAUCGAUGGACCCCGUUUUACAGGGGGAGGUUUCAGCCUGAAGCAGGGCAACAAAAUUGCUGCCUGAAUACCUCCUAAUAUCUCUCUCUCUCUCUCUCUCUCUCUCUCUCUCUCUCUCUGUCUGUCCCAGGCUGGCUGUUCAGUCCAUGAAAAUAAAUCGCAGUGCUCACAGUGUAACAUUACGGUCGAGUGAAAUUAAAACACAAAAAGCCAUUGUUCUCAUUUAUCAAUUGUACGUAAAGCAGAUGUCUUUGCACUGGUGUUAAUGGCUUUGGUUUGUUUCUAUUGGUUUCAUUAGCACGCUUGUUCUUUGCCAUUGGUUAAAAGAGCAGAAGCACUCAUGCUAUUAAUGAUCUUUUUUUUCUCAUUCCAAUAC